Molecule: messenger RNA, 10305 nt
Organism: Aplysia californica (California sea hare)
Lineage: Eukaryota; Metazoa; Mollusca; Gastropoda; Aplysiida; Aplysiidae
Exons: 33
Coding region: 139-8349 (2736 amino acids)
Biological process (GO): meiotic chromosome separation; proteolysis
Cellular component (GO): nucleus; centrosome; cytoplasm
Molecular function (GO): cysteine-type endopeptidase activity
Source: RefSeq, a predicted model, not a curated record
GCGGUAAUUUUGAAGAAGUGAAAACAACACAGGGAAAACUGUACCGUUGUAAUCUUCGAUAACUUAUUCAUAUAAGACGCGAUUUCAUUCUAAGACAUGCUGUCGUGAAAUUUGGAUGUUUGAAAUAUUUUUUGAACUAUGGUUGUUCAAAAUACUGAUCCGAAUAUCCAGGAAUUCCUUGAUUCUGCCUCGGCUGUACAGAAAGAAUUGGAGACAGCUUGUAAAGUCCCAGGGUCUUCUGUGAACUUUGAAGUCUUUCAAAAGCUUCUGUUACGAAGUGGCAACUUUUUAAGCCACUUCAAAGAUGACAAGGGAGAGGAUAUCGGCUUUACGCUGUCCGCCUGGUAUGACUUGGCUACUAAGGCGCUGCUCACUCUGUUCCAAUGCCGUGCAGACUUGGACUCAGGCCCUCUGAAGAUGCGCCUGUUGCUUUCUUAUCUCAAUCAUAUCAGCUACCAUCUGAUUAAUAUCAAAGAUGUCCCACUUGAGUGGCACAGAUACUUUGGCAUGGUUGCUCUUGAGUUCCUGUCCGAGUAUUCUAUGGACCCAACCUACAGCGCAGAUUUCCUGACCAGUUUGGCUGAAAAGUUUAACGCCUUCCUCUGCACCGUAGGCAAAAGAGUCCAGACAGCCCCGCCUUCAGGAAAGACUGGAGAACGUCUUGGCCAGUACUAUCAGUUGUACCUUCUGGGGGCAGCCUUUCAGAGCCUGAUUCCGGGAACUAAUGAUCCAAAUCAAAAUGGCAAGCCCGACUCUUUUUACUUCCUGAGAAAUUAUCUCCAGGCUCUGGAUGCGGUCUCUAACAGAAAAAACAGCCCUGGGGGCGGCCCCUCCACCGCCAAGACCUCCUGUUCUGUGUGGGAGUCGGAGAAGGAGUUUGCACCUUGGCUGUUGCGGUUUGCGGUGUCUGGCGUCACUCUCAGUACACCACAGGCAUCGGAGGAUGAUUAUCUACUUUUCUGUGUUUAUCUGUUUCAGUUGUGUUACCGUACUUCUCCGAAACAGUUUGAAGAGCUUCUACAAUCCGAAUGUAACCUUUUCAUCUUUGAUGUUGCUUCGGAAUCAUUUGGUUUUCCUGACGAUGGUACGAGAAGACGAAGGAAAUCCAAUCUGAACAGGCAGUUUUGCAAACUGAAAGAAUUCAGCGGCUUUGGCACAGUUAUGCAGGCUGUGAAGAUCUGGAGGAAAGUUUCAACCUACGGUCCUUUUCCACUUCCUCCUGGAGUGAAGACAGACAAAGCAUCUGGCUUCUGGGCCACAAGUGCAGAGGUUAUGGCGGACCUGAAGAUGAUGGAAGAAUUGAUCAGAAACCAGAGUUCAGGUGGAUGUGCUCCUCCUUUGUCUGUUGGCAGGGCUAUGAGUGCAUUGUUGCUGUCCCUUCCCUCUCCAAAGGUUCAGGAUUGUGAGCGAGCUCUCCACCUGAGCUGGUUUGGCUUAACCUCGGUGGCAGUUGAGCUUCUGUGUAGAGAUGUACUCACCCUCUUCUCAAUGAAAACAGAACAUCCGUCUUUACGGCAGCGAACCUACUCCCUGGCCAUGGUCAACAAAAUUAGAGUACCGAUGCUUUCUGCUGUGUUGGGGGAUUCUAAAAUGAGUACAUCUGAUCUUCAGUUGGUCGCUGAGUAUCUCAAGCUGGUCUUGUCAGCUCAGUGUUCGAUGGUGCGACACUGCAGGGAUUCUAGUCAAGCAAAGUCGUGUCCCGCCUUGUACUCAGUUGUUACGAAAACUCUGGAAGCCACAGCACAAAUGCUCGGGUUUGUGGGUAAAAGUCUUUGCCGCUCCCACCGCUAUGAGGAAGUGACAACUCUUUUGUGUCCCCUGUGGCCUGUGGUGGAUGUAGCAGAAAUGUUGCCAUCGGUGAGCCAUCACGAAGUAUUGGCAGAAAGCUACCGAAAGAUGAAACAGUUUAAGCAGAUGGCGUGGGUGAUUUCUGAAGCCGCCCGGAUUGACACCAGUCUCCUCUCAAUUCCUGUGAUGCGGACACUGUCCAAGGCUGCCUAUGAAACCCGUACCUUCUACAUCCUGGAUAUCUUUGAACCCUUAAAGGCAAACUGCAGCCUGCACUUUGAAUUUGUAAACAAGAUACUCAUGUGGAUUCUGGUGGGAUCAGACAGCCUAGCAAGCCACCAUCAUCUAAUGGCCCUACUACCUUGUUUGAAAACCCAUUCUGGCGCAAGUAAACUUGACCAAGGGCUGACCAUGGUGACGUUUGCAGAAGUCCUGUGGAAUGACACAACGCUUAACAGCAGCAACCUACCCGUACACAUUCUGAACACCAUCGGGACGGCUAUCGGCAUUCUGGAACUGGAAGAUGUGUCUCACGAGUGGGAUGACCGACUGGCACAAGCUUUCAGUCUCUUCUGGGCCAUAAUAAAACACCACCACAGCAUACUGCAGCUGACCGACGACUCAGAGGGCGAUUUUGGAAAACGGAAUGACCUCUUUGCGAAAAAGUCAAUAUCAGCUGUGGCUGUUGAACAGAGAGCGGUGAUAAGCCCUAAUGAGCUGAUAACAAGUGCUUUGGUAGGUGAAGAGGGCCACCCAGACCCUGAGACACCUCUGGCUGAAGUGGCUGCACCCCAGAGGAAGGCUCCAGUCGACUCCUCGUCCAAAAUAACACCAGUGAAACCUGGAAAAUUUUCUUCAUUGUUCAACCUCAAUCGCAGACAAAAGGAAGACUGCAUGAUACCCAUGGAGGUCGAUGAAGACCACAUCUUGUCGUAUCAGUACAGGAGCCUGUUAUUAUGGACUGAAUGGUUUGGUCGUAACGGAGAUGUAGCAAUAAAGGGGAAAGAAUUCCUGUGUCAACUGCGAGCUGCUCGAAGCAUUCUGUUUUUGCAAAGGGUGGCCAACCUCUUUUUGCUUCAUCACAGGAACUUGUGGGCCAUCCAAGCCCUGAGUCAGCUGGUCUUGGUGGCCGAGCUGAGACAAGACACUGCAGCUGCUGAGGAGGCCAGGUUAAGCCUUUUGACGCUGGCUGCGGAGGAGGGCCUAGAGUUGGUCUGCCAGAAAGACAUGAGUAGCUUGGCUCCCAGCGGCUCCUCACAUGUCAAACACCAGGCGCGGGCUGCUCAAUAUUAUCUCAGAUCUGGACAGCUGAGAGAGUUUGUCAAGGUGACCAACACAGCAUUGAAGACGAUCGCCACCCUCAGAGAGGGUGGCCCCCUUACCCCAGCCGUUACCUCCGCCUUGUCUCUCAUCUUGAGGCUGAGGGCAGACUAUCUGUGUCAUCCUGAGAUUGUCAGGCAGGAUUCUCUUGCGGAGGAGGAAAGCGACAAUGCCUUGGGCAACUGUCCACUCCAAGAUAUUGGAGAAUCUCUGAAGUACCUAUGCAGUCUGGCAGCAUAUUACGGUGGCCUUGAUAGUAGAAGUGUCACAUCUUUCAAAGUUGCAGAUGGCAUGACCGGAGAGCUGUGGGGCUUGUUACCGGACUACCUAGCAACUCUACGAGUGGCGGGUGACCUGUACCUGCGGGUGGGUUUAUACAAGUACGCUCGCAGCCAGUACAAGGAGGGACUGGUACUUUCUCAGUUAUGUACUCUGUCCACCUGGACCAUGGUGUUUGCAGCUAAGAUGUCUGAGGUGUCACUGCUCAUUUGGGAUGUGACUCGAUCAGCAGCAGACUUUCUACUGCAUUCAUCUUUUGCUGUGGGGGACCAAAAUUCAAAACUUGAAACAUUCAAGGUUGGAGACAUCACAGUAAACGACAGACUCGUUCCGUUGAGACAUCUGGCAGUGUCCUGUACAAGCAAAACAAAGCAUGUCUGCGACAAGUCCUUUGUCAAGGCAUCUGAAGACCUUGAAACUGUGAGAACAAAUUUGCUUCGCGGUUUGGAUGUAUACGGCUUUGUUUCCUUGUUAAAAAAUUCAGUUGCAGUUGUGUCCACCUGUGCAUCUUCUCCAUUUAGAACGGCACCAUCGAAUCCGCCCGUCCAUGCCUUUUGCCAUUCUUCAGUAUGCUGCAAGUGUAUCAAUCCGGAGACUGUGAGAGCAACAGCAGAUGCCUUGUGCUCACAGGGAGAGAUCAUGAGACGUAACUGUGUGGAUCAGCGAGCGACCCUGGAAUCCUUUUAUGCCGCUAUGUGCACAGCUUGCCAGCUGAAAACUCAUCAGAGAAAAGAAGUACAAGGGGAAGUUGUCAAGACCGGUAUCCAAUUGAAGCACUGCUCACAGCUGAAGAAGCUAACAUUGUCUCCCACAGGCCGGCUAGCAGAGUAUUGUCUCCACUGCUUAAUUAUCCGCUCUCCUGUUAUGUGCAAACGUGAUUUGAAGAAACUGCUGGACACUAUUGUGGUAGAUUGCGGGAACGCUACGCAUUUGGAAUACGGCAGUGUCACCUUUGCUUAUGCACAAAUGCUGGCCGUGGCCAUGAAGUACGUGGAAGAAGGCCAAAAAUGGUCUGAGGAAUUUAUACCACAGUGGAUUGCAGAGGAAGAGUUUGUCAUUUUCAAAAAUCUUAUAUUGGAACUUAAAAGCUGGAAAUUUCACUGGGAUCUGGAGAGGAAAAUGAAACUUACGUUUGCUGAUAACGAAGAGGAGAGAAUAGCAGAUACUCAUCCUUCUACUCCAAGGAAAAAGUCUGCAGACUCUUCUGGGGGGAUAGGAAGAUGCGUUGUUGGAAAGAAAGGGAGACCAGCAGUGAGGAAAAAAAUCUCUAGCUCUGUAAGGAAAAUGGUCUCUAAGAAGCAAGUGCCGGAGAGUGAUGGAAAUAAGAUUUCAGAAGAUGAACCUGAAGGAGGCAACGGUUCAAGAGCUGAGAGCUGUAAUCUACUCUCUUCAGUUUACGAUGCAGACAACAUCGGUAGAGAUUCUCCCGUUAUGGAAAAGAAAAGACGACUUGGACUUGAAAAUGCACGUCAAGUUCCUCUUAAGACCACUCCAAUCAGCAGAAAGACAAAAUGUGGUAGCCGGAAGAAAGAAAAUUUGGGUAAAAGCAGUCCAACUGUAGAAAAUGGCGUCAGCUUGUCUCCUUUGUCACAGCAGCUAGAUGAGAAUCAGUUUGCCACUGAUCUUAGCUCAGAUCAAGUCCCCAUCGUCAGACCUCAGCGCAGGAGGGGAAGACCCAAAGCCAAUUCUACAGAGGGCAGCAAAGCUUCAGGCACUUCUGCCAUGUCAGUGCUGAAGCAGCAUAAAGAGCUGAUGCAAAGACUGAAGAAUGAUGCAGGUUCUGGUGAGGAAGAAGGGAGUGUAAAAACAAAAACUUCUGAGAGAAAAGCAAAACCGGGGGCAAGUAAAAGAACCAGCUCCCGUAGGUGUGGAAAAGUGUCAGAAUUGCCUGUCUCUGAGCCUCAGGAGGUCAACUUGAGUAGUGAUGUGAAGGUGAUUAAGAAAUCAGAUACAGGGGAAGGGGAGGAAAACAUCAUCCCUGGAACGCCUGAACCUAAAAGUCCAGCGGUGAAGAGAGGGAGACGGAAAGGUGUAGUUAAAGAAAAAGACGAGACAGGUUCUGCUGCUGCUCCAGUUGUGAAGUUAAGUGUGAGAGCACGGGGAAGGCCGAGAAAAGCAGCAAAGGCGAGCGAGUCACCAGAGACAAACAGGGAAAGAGGAGAGGAAGAAAAGAGCUUUGAUGAAUGUCUAGUAGACGAUUCUAUGGACAAUUUAGAAGCCAGUGUUUGUCAGGAUAGUUUCAUUGAAGAAAAAAGUACUGAGUUUGAUUUUGAAUAUCUGACAAGUGUUGAUAACCCGGAAGAAACUGAGUCUUCUUGCGUACAGAGUGACAGCUUUCUAACUGUCCACAUGGCAAAUAGCUCUAGUGUUAUUUCUAGGGAGUUGCCUGUACCACUGGAAGAGGAUUUCAAAGGUCUAUCUCCAGAGAUUCUAAGAGGAAGACCCCAGAGGAGAAAGCUGAUCACUAAUGCAGUGGAUGGGAAGAAAAGAGAGGAUAAUGAUGGAGAAUCAAGAGAGAUUAGCAGAGGCAGGGUCAAUCCACCUAAAGACGAGUCCAAUCAGAGGCCUGGGCACAGUGGUGAGAGUGCAAAAUCUGAAGCCAGUAAGCCAGAGAGUGGUGAAGAUAAAGAAGAGGCAGAGAAAGAAAGCAUGUCUGGCACCAAUAACAAGAAUCUUGCCAGUAAGUCGAAGCUGUCAGUUAGAAAACCAGGAGAUGGUAACCUUAAGAAGGCAGACGGGACAGAGAAGGAUCCCACAGAGAGCAAAAUGGAUGAGCAGACCGGUGCUGAAGGUAGAAAGGAGAAAGCCGACAGAAGAAAAAAGAUGAAUAGCACCACUCGUGUGGACCUUUCACCCGAGAGAAAUCCCGUAGGCGGUCUCUCCGAGCAGUUAAACGAAAUGAAAAUAGAGACAGACAAAAGAGACCACAAUGGCGAGAGGUCAAGCAGUCGUGCACACCACACCCUCAGAAAUGAGUGUCCUGAAGAGAGUGGGUCUGUCAUAAGUCUGACUCUUGGUGAAUUUCUCCUCAAAAAUCCAAAUUUUUGUGAGGAAUGUGUAAAGGCUUAUGAUGAGGUAACAAUUGCCGUUUUCAAUGUUCAACUGUCGGAACUGGGGAUUAACAAGUUCCAGGAAAUGGAAGACGAGGAAUCAUUGCCUAUGAGGUUCAGCUCUCUCCACUUGGCAGGGAAUGAUGAUGACAGGUUUGAGACACUGCAAAAAGCUUUCGAUCAACUGAAGCAUCUCCCUCCGUGCUACUUGUAUACUCAGAUAUGCCAGGGAAUGGCUAUGUGUCUGUGGGAGAAUGACCUCCAUAGGUGGAGCAAUGCUGAGCCGAUGGACACAUGUAUUGAUGCCAGUAGGUCAUCACAAAAACAAGUAGCCAUAGCUGCUUAUCUCACUGAGUCCCUCGCCAUCUCCUACAGGCACCAAAUGAACAGGAAUCUGCGGUCUAAGCUCAAGAAAAUGAGUGCGACUCCAGCAGCCCCCAGUCAGCCUGGCGGUGUCCCACAGAGCAACAGCGACUGGGACAACCUGGGCUCAGACUUGGCCGCUGAAGCAGAGAGGAUGAGUCGUGCAGUAAAUGCCCUCAAGUUUUCCGGCGAUCCAGAACAUGAACUGAUGGACCGGCUCAAAGCCCUCCCUGCCGACUGGACCGUUGUUCAGAUCAGUCAGGUGAACUUUGACCCCUUCGAACCUGACUGGGGCCAAGUCCUGGUGACUAGAAUGACCUCUGACCUUCAGCCAGUCACAGUUGGUGUCCCUAUGUUGAGGAUGAAGUACUUACGGUCUUGUCUGAACAUGCUUAAGGAAGUCUUGAAGGGUAUAGCGGACCCUGAAACCGCAUCGUGUGCCUUGUGGGACAAGAGACGUAAGUUGAAUGACUACAUGAUCGCCAUGGUGCCAGUCCUCGAGGAGAAGUUUAUGGAAGGUCAUAAGUGGUUGCUGCAAGGCCAACCCCUGUGGAUAAGACAGUCAGAAGCUGAGGGAGAGCUGGACGAGGCAGCUGAGAUUGCCGUGAAAGCCGUGAAGGAGCUGCACAAGGUUACUGUGGAGUUCGGCACUGUUAGGGCUUUGCUGCCCGUCCUGAUGAAGGCCAACUCUUCGGAUAUUGCCUCUCUCCUGCUAUGCCUGUGGCCUCCACCUGUGACCCAGACUCUGAUCUACCAUGUGCUGGCCUUGCAAAAAAAUAUGCAGCCCUUCAUGAUGAGAUGUCAGUCAGAGAUGGGUGACCUUCCUUCAGGUCCUGUCGUGCUGGUCUUGGACAAGUAUCUGAGCAAGUUGCCGUGGGAGAGCACCCUGGGCCUGGCCCCCUGUGUGGUGACCCGCAUGCCCUCACUGUGCACACUUCAGGCCUUGCUGUGCCUCCACAAGGACAAGGCCGAGUCUGCGUACAUGACGGGUGUGGACCGGGACAGCACGGUUGCCGUGGUGGACCCAGAGACCAACCUGCCCAACACAAUGAACACUCUGGUGCCGGAGUUUGCGCAGUAUCCUGGCUGGAAGUGCGUGAGCCAGAUCCAACCUACCGUGGAAAACUUAAAAUCCUUCCUGAUGGACCAGGCUCUGUACAUUUACGCGGGUCAUGGCUGGGGUAAACAGUUUGUGGGCGGUGAUGACCUCCAGAUGUUCCGUUCACGUGCUGUGGCUGUCUUGAUGGGCUGUCAGAGCGCUUAUCUCCGAGUGGAGCCUAAGAUGGAGGGGGAUGGUGCUCCUCUCUACUUCCUCAUGGCUGGAUGUCCUGCUGUGGUUGGAAAUUUGUGGAUUGUGACAGACAAGGAUGCUGACAAAGUGACCUGCGCCAUGGUCUCUCACUGGAUGUCUCAAAAAGAAGCCGUCCCUCUGUCCUCCCUGCUGACUGCCGCCCGUCCUGUCUGCAAGCUGUCCGGGCUGAACGGCUACCCCCUGGUUACCUACGGCCUGCCUGUCAUGAUGAACGGACCAAAGAGGACCUCUUCUUAGCAAUAUAUUUUUUUAUUUGAUUUGUUUCAUAUGUGGCUUAUUUAGAAUUUGUACUUGGACAAAGGGGGUGGAUUAUGACGUCAUGUGGUAUUUGUAAAUUAAAAUUGAAAUUUUCUGAAUCCUGAUGAAUAUUCUGUUUCUUGUUUGGAAGUUGAGAAUUUUUCAUUUUCUAGAGUUGUGCCAGCUCAUGGUGAUUUUAUUGGACUGUCCGAGUCUGUGAGGCUUUUGCCAACUUGCUGUCCAAUUCAUUUCUGAGUGAGAGUUGAACUAAAGUUUUUUAACAAGGUAAUCAUUGUGAUCUUUGACUGAAACCGAGAAUAAAAAUGAGUCGCUCUUCCAGGACCUCAAUGACUGGCCAUAGUCAUGGUGAUGUGCCUUUCUUUACUCUAAAACUAGUGUUAUAUAAAUUCAACAAACACCCCCCCCCCCCCUCCCAACACUUUUCCAGUGUAGCUAAAUUCAACAAGGAGCCUGGAUUUCCGUGUGUGGCUAUUAUUUUAGAUUGUCUGACUGUCAAUGAAGAACAUUAUCAGCGCAAAGUCUCAGAUUACGAUCACCACAUUAGUUAGUCUCACUUUGGAAAUUGCCCGUCUCUAUAUUUGCAUAUGGUUUGUCAAGGACUUUAUAUUUGUUUGUUUGCUCAAAUGUUUGUAAUAUAUUGCAAUUAUGUUGAAUUUUCUUUUUCAUUUAUAUCUACUGUAUAUAUGUACACACCCACACACACAUACUGUCGAACUUGUCUAAGACAGCUACCCAUUGUGAAGGAGAAGAGUGGGCAUCUUAGACAGGUGGUUGUUUUACACAGUGUCAAAAUGUUUUAAAAAGCAAGGAGGGAAUGAGAAGUGGCCAUUUGUACAGGUGAUAGUCUUAUACGGAUGGCGGCUAGAGCAGGUUCAACUGUAAAUAUGAUAGUCCAUAAUGAAUGAAAUUUUGAUUUCUGAUUUUUAUUUGCUUUUCAUCAGCCUCAUUGAAAAUAGAACAAAUCUCUCGUUUUGUUUCUCAAGUUCAUGCUCUGACCAGAACAUGGCAGGGCAGCCACUUGAUGAGAGCACAGAAAAUGUUUUUCUAUGCACUGGAUGUCUGUUUUUUUGGUGGUGCUAAUGACGCAUUCAAAGCUGUACAUUUCUCUUGAUUAAAUCUUUGUUUCUCUGUCUAGCCUAUUACUAUUUGUUGCGAGUGCAGUUUAAUUUUAUUUUUUUUGGAGUGUUUGGGUUUGUUUUGUUUUUUUUGCCUGUAUACAUCAAACACCCCCCCUCCACUUCCCAAAGAAACAGCACUUCUUGUUUUGCCUGUAAAGUUGUUUAGUUCUGUAUUCAAAAGGGCCCUGAAUGGACUCAGUGUCAUGUUGUGUGGCCUGCUUACCUCCUGGCUAUGUAAUUACUUUCUCAGCUGUUACUAGCAAGUUGUACAUUUUUGUAGAGAUAUAUAUAGAACUCCUCACACUGAAAUGCGACCCCUGAAUGAGUCAUGUAUACAUAAAGUCAAGCUCUAUGUUCCAAUAUGUGUUUGUGUCUGUAAAAAGUGAUAACGAGUGGGUAGUUGAAAGGCGUCAUUGUGGUAGGUCCUACUACUUUUCUUUCCCUAUUAUUUUAUUUCUGUCGGUCUGACUUUUUCCCUGCACUGAAUGACUAUUAUUGUGUCGAUGUGCUUCUCUUCACUUAACAAGUGAUAACAGGUGGUGCCACUGCCAGGUCCCACUUCUUUUCCUUCCUUUUGUUAUUUCUGUCUGUCUUUUUGUCUGCACCAAAUAACCAUUACUGUGUCGAUGAGCUUCUCUUUACCCAACAAGUGAUAGCUGGACCGGUACAGUGUUAACAAUUGUGUGGCGUGGUGAAAUCAGGCACUUGUCAAAAUAACGAAAUCUGAGAAAUCAGAAUUUUUCGGUCAGUUUGGACAUUAAAAAAAAUUUGUUUUUUGGCUCUGCGGCUCAACACCUGUUUUUUUUAAAUGUCCAUU